GAAAUAGAUGGAGCUAGGAAGGGAGUACUUUCUCUCUCUCUCUCUUUGUCUCUCUUCUCAUUUUUACGGAGUACUUGUUAAAUUAUUAGGCCACACUCCAAUUCUAUCUCCCACACCAAAAUCUACUUCUCUCUCUCUCUCUCUCAUGGAAGGUCCUUAGUUUUUCUCUCCGCUGUCCGAAUUUCUCCUGUAAUCCUCAACUUCCGCUAAUUCACUGUUUUACUAAGUUAAGAACUGGACUAUAACCUAAAAACUUGAUGUCUGCACCUCUGCUCGGUGUUGGUGGGGACGAGUAUCAAAGCAACAUUACCUUGCUGGCUUCUUCAACCUCCUUGGAAAGUGUCUGCCAAAAUGGAUCAGAACUCAAGGAGCGGAACUACAUGGGGCUAUCUGACUGUUCAUCUGUUGAUAGCUCGACAAUAUCCAGCACCUCAGAAUACAGUCCCAGUGGUCUGAACAUAAAGGCCACAGAACUAAGGCUUGGGCCCCCAGGAUCCCUGUCUCUGGAGAGGGGUUCAGAGCGUUGUCCUGUGAGUUCUGCAACAAACGAUGAGAAGCUGCUGUUUCCUCUUCAUCCCUUAAAGGCACUGGUUACAGGCAACAAAAGAGGGUUUUCUGAUGCUAUGAAUGGAACCUCAGAGGGGAAACAUGUCAACGCAUUGGAAGUUAAUACUGUGCUCUCUCCUAGGCCUUCCUCGAACCCAAAUGUCAAAGCUUCAAAAGAAGUGUCUGCAGCAGCCCAACCAACUAAGGUGAAAGAAGCGGUUUACCAAGGUGCUGCACUGGAGAUGCCUCAUGCUCCUAAUGAGAGUCGUCCAGGCCAUGUUGUUGCUACAAAUAACUAUACUAGUGCCCCUGCUACCAAGGCACAAGUUGUUGGUUGGCCGCCUGUCAGACAGAUCAGAAAAAAUACUCUGACGUCCUCCUCAAAGAACACUGAAGAGGUAGAUGGUAAGGCAUCAAAUGGUGCAUCCUUUGUGAAAGUGAGCAUGGAUGGUGCCCCAUACCUAAGGAAGGUUGACCUCAGAAAUUACUCUGCCUACCAGGGGCUCUCAUCUGCUCUUGAGAAGAUGUUCAGCUGCUUUACGAUAGGCCAGUAUGGUUCCCAUGGAGCUCCCGGGGGGGAGAUGAUGAGUGAGAGCAAAUUGAAGGACUUGCUAAAUGGAUCUGAAUAUGUUCUAACUUAUGAGGAUAAAGAUGGCGACUGGAUGCUUGUUGGUGAUGUUCCUUGGGAGAUGUUUAUUGACACAUGUAAGAGGCUGAGAAUCAUGAAGAGUUCAGAUGCAAUUGGGCUAGCUCCAAGAGCUGUCCAAAAAAGUCAAAGCAAGAAAUGAUGCUCGUUGUGCAAUGAUCCUUUCCAGUCCAACAGUGCAUAUUCGGCAAGUUUGUAACUCGCUGUAGGGUUCUUGUCAAAGUGCGGUGAGUCAUAUAUUUAUAUUGUUGGUUUCUGGACAGCGGAUUGUUGGCAGAUGCUUUAUCUCAUUGUUAUAUUGCGUUACUACAAAAUUUUAUGUGAAGUUUGUAAUGUGAUAUGGAGCUCCUCCUUAUUGUCGGGCGACUGUUUGACGCUCUACUUAUUGUGUGGUGUAGAAUGUAGGUGUUGCCUUAUGUAUUUACUUAUCAAAUACUAUUAGUUUGUAAAGUUCGUUCUUAUUGAACUUAAUUAUGUGUGCAAUUUCAAAGACUGCGUUUGCUGCUGUUA
Salvia miltiorrhiza (redroot sage) is the source of this 1702-nucleotide messenger RNA. RefSeq names its product auxin-responsive protein IAA8-like. NCBI's taxonomy places the organism in Eukaryota, Viridiplantae, Streptophyta, Magnoliopsida, Lamiales, Lamiaceae. The coding region runs from base 258 to 1334 and encodes 358 amino acids. Gene Ontology annotation, biological process: regulation of DNA-templated transcription. Gene Ontology annotation, cellular component: nucleus. The transcript has 7 exons. Gene Ontology annotation, molecular function: protein binding. The record is from RefSeq and is a predicted model, not a curated record.